GGCGGGCGAGUUCUUCUGCCGGAAGUCCGCUCUAGUCCUGGGUCCACUAACUGCUGCGAGAGCCGGAGCUGCCCAGGAGCCGCGGGACCGGGGCCGCUGGGGUCCGGACGGGGGUCGCCAUGAUCCGCUUCAUCCUCAUCCAGAACCGGGCGGGCAAGACGCGCCUAGCCAAGUGGUACAUGCAGUUCGAUGAUGACGAGAAACAGAAGCUGAUCGAGGAGGUGCACGCCGUGGUCACUGUCCGAGAUGCCAAACACACCAACUUUGUGGAGUUCCGGAACUUCAAGAUCAUUUACCGACGCUACGCCGGCCUCUACUUCUGCAUCUGCGUGGACGUCAACGACAACAACUUGGCCUACCUGGAGGCCAUCCACAACUUCGUGGAGGUCUUAAACGAGUACUUCCACAAUGUCUGUGAGCUGGACCUGGUGUUCAAUUUCUACAAGGUUUACACAGUCGUGGACGAGAUGUUCCUGGCUGGCGAGAUCCGUGAGACCAGCCAGACGAAGGUGCUGAAACAGUUGCUGAUGCUCCAGUCCCUGGAGUGAGGGCGGCCAGCCCCUCCGGCCCGGCCCCCGCUCCCUGCUCGCCCCCUUCUCCGGGCCGAGGCCGCCCAGCGCCUGCCCUCCCCAGGCCAGGAGGAAGGCCCUAGCUGGGCCUGGGCCACUGGGGAGGGGACUGCACCCCACUGCCUCUGGGCCCGGCUGCGGGCGGAGGCCACCUCGUGUGAACCGAGUAACCGUGCCGUUGUCAUGUGACGCUGUGAGUGCGUGUGUGGAGCCCCCAAUAAACCCGUGGUCCCGCCUGG
Messenger RNA from Neogale vison (American mink), 808 nucleotides. It is a transcript of the gene AP2S1, whose product is annotated as adaptor related protein complex 2 subunit sigma 1. The record is from RefSeq and is a predicted model, not a curated record. The transcript is spliced from 5 exons. Gene Ontology annotation, molecular function: clathrin-cargo adaptor activity. Gene Ontology annotation, cellular component: membrane coat; intracellular membrane-bounded organelle; AP-2 adaptor complex. Bases 120 to 548 code for a protein of 142 amino acids. NCBI's taxonomy places the organism in Eukaryota, Metazoa, Chordata, Mammalia, Carnivora, Mustelidae. Gene Ontology annotation, biological process: clathrin-dependent endocytosis; intracellular protein transport.